AUAGACUGAUGAGUUAUUGUCAUGUAAAAAGCGCCAGCAAUAAGACCAACCGCUUUGCUAUUGUCCAAGUGGAAAGAGCCAAGUUUAUUAUGAGGACUAUAUGCUCUAGAGACCUCAGGCAAGGCAUCUCAUAGGAGGCUUUUUCAUAAAACUAGGCUCUGCUGGUAGUAAGGAGGCCACUCUCGAAGCAGGCGUUGAGCUGUGCACAUCUCCCCACCACAGGCACCUUCUCCAUAUAUCCAGCUUUGAUUUCAUUUUUUCCACUUGGCUGAGCCAUCCAGAGCCUUUUCAAUGUAUAAAAUGGAAUAUUCUUACCUCAAUUCCUCUGCCUACGAGUCCUGUAUGGCUGGGAUGGACACUUCGAGCCUGGCUUCAGCUUAUGCUGACUUCAGUUCCUGCAGCCAAGCCAGUGGCUUUCAAUAUAACCCUAUAAGGACCACUUUUGGGGCCACCUCUGGCUGCCCAUCCCUCACUCCAGGAUCCUGCAGCCUCGGCUCUCUUAGGGACCACCAGAGCAGUCCAUACGCAGCAGUUCCUUACAAACUCUUCACCGACCACGGCGGUUUAAACGAGAAGAGGAAACAGCGGCGGAUCAGGACCACGUUCACCAGCGCCCAGCUCAAGGAACUGGAGCGGGUGUUCGCAGAGACUCAUUACCCCGACAUUUACACCCGGGAGGAGCUGGCGCUCAAAAUCGACCUCACCGAGGCGCGGGUGCAGGUGUGGUUCCAGAACCGCCGGGCCAAGUUCCGCAAGCAGGAGCGGGCGGCGGCGGCGGCGGCGGCGGCGGCCAAGAACGGCGCGGCCGGCAAGAAGUCGGACGCCUCCCGCGACGACGAGAGCAAGGAGGCCAAGAGCACCGACCCCGACAGCACCGGCGGCCCCGGGCCCAACCCCAACCCCGCGCCCAGCUGCGGCGGAGGCGGCGGCGGCGGCGGCCCCAGCCCGGCGGGCGGGCAGGGAGCGGCGGGGCCCGGCGGCCCGGGGGGGGAACCGGGCAAGGGGGCGGCGGGGCCCGGCGGGCUGGCGGCGGCGGGGCCGGGGCAGGGCUGGGCCCCGGGGCCCGGGCCCAUCACCUCCAUCCCCGACUCGUUAGGCGGCCCCUUCGCCAGCGUGCUCUCCUCGCUGCAGCGGCCCGGCGGCACCAAAGGCAGCCUCGUCAAGAGCGGCAUGUUCUGAGCGCCGGCCCACGGCCCUCGGCACCCGCCGCCCGCCCGCGGCUCUGAGCGGGGACCGGGACCCGGCCCCACGGCGCAGGGACCCCCCGCGAGUCCCCCCGGGGCCGCCCCCUCGGCCCGGCCCGGCCCGGCCCCGCAGCGCCUCCGCGGGCCCCGACGGGGCGGACGGGGUUUGGGGGGGGGGGGGGGCUCCCCGGCAGGCCUCCCGCCGGUGUUUCGCUUUGUUUCUCCUCGUUUUCUUUUUACGAACCUCCUUCCCGCCGCCAGCCCGAGCGGGCAAGUGUCUUGUCCCCCCUCCCGCCCCCCCGCCGCCCCCCGACGGGGCGGUUCUGGCUCCGCCGGCCCUCGGCUGGGUUUGGGUCUCUCCGCUGCCGGCCCCCGGCCCCCUCGGCGGACGGCUUGUAUUUAUUAUUAAUUAUUAAUUAUUCUUAAUUAUUCUUAUUCCACGGUCCACGCAGUUUUUAGGCACCUCCGUUAGGGUUUUCUAAUUUUAUUUGAAGAGGCACAAACUCUAGCUAUUAGUUGAAUGUCGGCAGGUAUGCUUUCUCUUUUUCUGUGUCUUUCUACGACUGUGUUCUGUGACUCAGCUGUAUAGUGUUAAUAUCAGUACAGACUUGUCUAGUUGACCGUAUAAAUAAUGUUUUCCCUUCUCGUAGUCUCUAUGGCGUGUCUUUAUGGAGAAAUAAGGUUCUCACGGGUUCCGUUCCCUUUGCGUUUAGAGAGACCAGGUUCAGGCAAUGAUAUAUAUUUUUGUUAUCAGUUGCAUGUCGUCUCAUUCUUUUUUUUUUUUUUUUUAAUUUUUCCCUUUUUUAUUUUUACUUUUUUCCCUACCUGUUGGAAUAUGUUUGUGAGCAUAAUCGUCAUAAAUUAUGUUCAGGAUUUUCAGAUUUAUUUAUAAUGUGGUUAAGAUGAAUGCUUCUAUUUAAAAGGGGAAAUAUUUCUACAUGUGCAUAUAGUUUUCCAAGAGUGUACCAUUAAUUGAUUGUUGAUAAUAAAAACCAAAAGCAAA
Anas platyrhynchos (mallard) is the source of this 2187-nucleotide messenger RNA. RefSeq names its product paired like homeobox 2B (gene PHOX2B). Gene Ontology annotation, molecular function: RNA polymerase II transcription regulatory region sequence-specific DNA binding; DNA-binding transcription factor activity, RNA polymerase II-specific. Gene Ontology annotation, biological process: enteric nervous system development; regulation of transcription by RNA polymerase II. Lineage: Eukaryota; Metazoa; Chordata; Aves; Anseriformes; Anatidae. The record is from RefSeq and is a predicted model, not a curated record.